AGGAGGUGGACCCGCGAGCGGCAUUACCCAGCGCCGCAGUUGUGGGUUCAGUGCAGCGCAGAGCAGAGUGGCAGCCGGAGAUGCUCCACGCACUGGCGUGAGGAGCGGGCAGCAGCGGCGCGAUGGAGCGGGCCAGGGACCGCUUACACCUGAGACGCACGACAGAACAGCACGUGCCAGAGGUGGAAGUUCAAGUCAAACGCAGAAGGACAGCCUCACUGAGCAACCAAGAGUGUCAGUUGUACCAGAGGCGAUCUCAGCAGCAGCAAGUACCUGUGGUGGAUUUCCAGGCAGAACUGAGACAGGCCUUCUUAGCUGAGACACCAAGAGGCGGUUAAAGCAGUGUUGAAACAUCAAGGUAGCUGAUUCCAAGCGAAACUCAGGCUGCAUCUACUGUUUGAAGCUUCUGCCCAGCUUGCAUUGUUAGUAGGAGAACCUGCAUCAUACCUUUAUCUGUAGCCUUCCCCUAGGUCUUAAGGAUCCAGAAAGUUUACUGAGGAUACUGGAUUUGGUGGAACAGCAA
Messenger RNA from Choloepus didactylus (southern two-toed sloth), 523 nucleotides. RefSeq names its product SNRPN upstream reading frame (gene SNURF). Lineage: Eukaryota; Metazoa; Chordata; Mammalia; Pilosa; Megalonychidae. Bases 123 to 338 code for a protein of 71 amino acids. Gene Ontology annotation, cellular component: nuclear speck. The record is from RefSeq and is a predicted model, not a curated record. The transcript is spliced from 4 exons.